Molecule: messenger RNA, 3588 nt
Organism: Jaminaea rosea
Lineage: Eukaryota; Fungi; Basidiomycota; Exobasidiomycetes; Microstromatales
Exons: 1
Coding region: 286-3135 (949 amino acids)
Cellular component (GO): nucleus; cytoplasm
Molecular function (GO): ubiquitin binding
Source: RefSeq, a predicted model, not a curated record
CGCUCACCACCACCACGACAUCGAAUCCGUCUCAACAACAGCUACACGCCGUCUUCGUCGCCGCCGCUGCCCUUGUAUCUAACAGAUCGACUUGCGCCAAAAGACAGUGCAGUGCAUUGGCCGUCGUAGUCGUCGCAUCGAAGAACACUUGGUCUCGAAGCGCAGCCACACAUCGCCGCCAAUCGCUCUUCUUCUUCUUCCUUUGCUCUCGUUCAUCCUCGAGAGCUUCCAAGAGCACCUCCUCCACCCUCGAGAACACACACAAACACACACACAUAACCUGCGAUGUCGACCACAGCAACACCGUCAGGCCCGGCUGCGGCCGCUGCCCCAUCUGGCCCGCGACGUGGAGGCUACCGCGGAGGACGUGGCCGUAAUCACCACAGCUCUGGCGGCGUAGCUGUAAAGGACCCCUCCCGCCCACAGGCAGACGACACAGAAGAGGUACGCAAUCUUCGCAAGAAGUACGGCUCGCAGCUUGGUCUUCUCCGAGAACUAUUCGGCGACUGGACCGAUGAGGAUCUUCUCUUUGCCCUUCAAGAGGCAGGCGGAGAGCUCGAGUUGGCUGUCGCACGCAUUACCGAGGGACAUGCUGAGCAAUUCUCAUCCGUCAAGUCAAAGAAGCAAGUCAAGAAGGACACGCCCGCUGCGGCCCCUGCCCUGCCCCAAAUCUCAGCCAGCGACUCGUCGGCUGCCGCUAAUGGCUCAAUGCGUGGUGCUGGCGGUGCUGCUCGCGGCGGUCGAGGUGCUGGUGUAGCCGGCCGAGGUGGAAGGGGAGGCGCUCGAGGUGGAUUCAGAGGUGGAGCAAGUGGCGGACGUGGGGGCGGCAUUGCCCCUCAAGCCAAUGGCCACGUUCAAGACUCUUCUGCUGCGCCUACUACUACGGCGCCCACUAGUACCGGGCCUACUUGGGCACAGGCCAUCGCAAAGGCGAAUGGAGGCGCAAAAACGGCUCCUGCACCUGCAGCUGACUCGUGGGACGAUGAGCCAACGCCGGCUGCUGCAGCGCCUGCUCAGUCAAGCAACGUCGACGACAAAGUGACGAGCUGGGAUGACGAGCCUAACAUGGUUCCCGUUGCUCAAGCAGACAAAGCCGCACCGGCUGCACCAGCAGCAGCGGCAGCGGCGGCGGCAACUCCGGCUGCACCUGCUUCGAAGCCAUCGCUCCCUUCAGGAUCAUCCGGGAAGACUUGGGCUCAGAUUGCUCGACGUCAAGACCCUCCCAAGCCUCAACCUCCUGCGUCUGCGCAAGCGCCCAUCGCUCCUGCUAUGACUGCUGCUCCUGAGGCUGCCAUCGAGGCUACUCCCGCAGCUGCCGCAGAGGAGGCCGUACCUGUCGUUGAUGCAGUGGUCGAGGAGACUAUUGUCGAAGAGACCCCAGCUGGUCCCGUAGAGACUACCAUCGUUGAGACGCAGACCGUCCCCGUCAGCGAAGUUGAGGCUGCUGUGGAGGAGACUCCUGCCGCGUCCGCCGCUGCCAUCGAGACGGCCCCUCAAGAGCCCGCCUCUGCGCCCGCUGCUGCGCCUACCAAGCCCGCUGCCCGCUCAGCCGCUUCUCAGCGUGCCCUUGCUCGAGCCAAGCAGGAUCAAGCUGUCGUCAUGGCCGGCAAGAACUCGCUCGACAACCUUGGCGUGCAGUUCGGCACUCUCAACUUCCUCGGUGGAGACGACAAUGAUGUGCCAGAGCCCGCAGUCCCCGCCGCUGCGAUUCCCACUGGACCUGCGGCACAGCAGCAGCCUGAGGCCCCCGCCGCCGCUGCACCUGCCCCGCCUAGUGCCCCCGCCGCAUCGUACGAACAGCAAGCUCAGCAGCCUCAGCAACAGCGCUACCUCGAGGCUACUCAGCAGACGCAAGAGCCCGCUGCUCCGGCUCAGAGCUACGAGCAGCCCCAACAACAGCAGCAGCAGCAGCAGACGCCGGCACAACAGCCACAGCAGAGCGCCUACGGUGGAUUCCGUUCAGAUGCCUUUGGCUAUGGCGGCAAUUACGGCCAGCAGCAGCAACAGGCUCCCGCUCAGCAGCAACAGCACGAUCAGUCCUCCCUGUACGGCAGCUACGGCUCUCACGCUGCAAACAACGCCGGCUCCACUGCUUCCAGCCAGACGCCCGCGCAGAGCAACCAGGGCGGAUACCAGGACUACUCAAUGUACGGUGGUCUGGACACCAACCGCCUCGCUUCCUUCUACGGCGGCUACGACCAGGGCUUCGGUGCUUCUCGUAGCGACGAUCGCCAGGGCCAACAGUCUGCAGGCCAGCAGCAGGAGAGCCAACCUGCCGCUCAACAGCAGCAGCAGCAACCUCCGCAGGCUCACCAAUACGGCCAGCACUCGCAGGCCCAGCAGCCCGCCCACCAUCAGCAACACCACCACCAACAGCAGCAGCAGCCCUACCCUGCUACGCCCUACUACUACCCGCACCACUACUACAUGCCCUCGCACCAGUUUGGGCACUACGGCCAGCCGCAGGGGUACGGGCAGUACGCUCUGCACGGGUACGGACAGCCUCAGCAGCAGGCUCAGGCUCAGCAGCAGGCUCAAAAGCCGAGCACGCCCGCGUCCAUUGCGUCGCCGUACGCACAGCAGGCUACUCCGGACGCAACGAGCUACGGUUCGCAGGGAGGUUACGGACAGAGCGGUCUUGGCGGCUCCUACGGGGGUCUGCAGGACACCUAUGGUGCUCAGCGCGGCGGUAGCGGCAUGCCUGGCGCUCAGAGUGACUACGCAAAGAUCUACGGCAACUACCUGGGAGGCGGUGCCGGUGCUCCCCAGCAGCAGCAGCAGGGCCAGCAGGCUCAGCAGCAGGCUGGAAGCCAGGGAGCCCCCACUCCUCAGCAGGCUCACCAGAAGGCGCAGGGCCAGGCGACCCCUGCUCAGCAGGCUCAAGGGCAGCAGGGUCAGGAGUACGGACGCUACGAUGCUUCCAAGCAGAACGGCGGUAGCGCUGCUGGCGCCAACCCCAUGGCUGGUACCCCUCGUGGGCCCGCUCAACAGCAGCAGCCUCAGCCUCCUCAACACCCGGCGGCUGCGGCGCCUUACUACCAGCAGUACUCUGGAUACGGUGGUGGAGCGCAACAGCCUAGCCAGUCCGGGUACGGCGGGUACCCGUACGGCGCGAGGGGGUACUGGGGCCAGUAAGUGGGCGAGAAGUCGGGAAACGAGCUUGAAGGCUAGUAAUCAGUGCUUCUCUCUCGUCGACUGCUCCUUCGCUUGUGGAUCUUGCCCAUCUCUCCCCUCCCCACCCCUGCGUCUCUCCUCCCUUCUCGUGUGCUCUUCUCUUAUUGUGUUUCACAUUCUCUCGUCCUCGUCUCUCCAACCAACGAAAGCCGUCGCGAUCGGUUCUGUAACACCAUCUUUCCAAGAAGCACAACUCCGACACAACCCAACUUUGUCCUCAACCAUGCGAUUUUGCGCCAAUCACCCCUCUCUCUUCUCUAUGUCCUCUGUGACACAAUGCGAAUAUAAACAAGGAAGAUGAUGAGGCUGUGCCUGCGUGCGAGAGAGAGACAGAGAGAGACAGCUCAGUUGGUGGUAAGGUGAAGAAGAGGAUGAGGGAGGGGGGACGAGCAAGUCAUUGAAGCAGGCUGUGCU